UUCUCAGGGUUCUGGUACAUCCUCGCCGUCGCCUCCGACGCCCGGGGCUUCCUGCCGGGCAGAGACACGCGGAAGCUGGGCGCGGCCGUGGUGCGGGUGCGCGGAGUGGGCCAGCUGCGGGUGGUCCUCGCCUUCCCCCGGCCUCAGGGGUGCCGGUCACACACGGUCGUCCUGAGGAAGGACGGGAAGAAGGCCGUGUUCAGGAACCCCUGUGCGUGAGGGCCGGGGAGGAAGGCGGGGGGGGGGGGGGAGGUGAAGGGGGUGGAGGCCUUCCGCGUGCUGACCACCGGCUACAGCGACGCCGUGGUGGACCUGCGCCUGGGCCGGGCGGGCCGGCGCUCCCAGGCCCUGCUGCUCCUCAGCAGACAGAAGGAGACCACCUUCCCGAGCAUGAGGAGGUUCGUGGACAUUUGUGAGAUCCGGGAGCUCACAGCCGGCGCGACAGUUCUCCCCAAAGACGCCUCCUGCGCGCACACCAUCCUGCCCUGA
Molecule: messenger RNA, 489 nt
Organism: Myotis lucifugus (little brown bat)
Lineage: Eukaryota; Metazoa; Chordata; Mammalia; Chiroptera; Vespertilionidae
Gene: LCN10
Product: lipocalin 10
Exons: 5
Molecular function (GO): small molecule binding
Source: RefSeq, a predicted model, not a curated record